GCGUAUGCGUGUAUACCUGUCAUCUCUUUCGAUUGUUUUACAGGUGUAUACGACAUCGCCGAGGGACACCAUACCUGUCUCUGAGUGUACAUACUUUCUACGGAUAGAGUAUGUAAGAAGUAUAUAAGGGAGUUAGCAGUCUAGUGUAUUCUAUAGAAGUCUGUGGAUACAACCCGGACAGAGUUGAAAUCUUCUUCUGUUAGAUGAACGCGGACCACCGAGUGAGAGAGUUUGGGAGAACCAAGAGAUCGUCGUUUGACAGACGGAAAUGGCAGCGGAGAUAGACGGCGAGCAGUCACAUCCACAAUGCAUCAAAUUACCCCCUACUGUCGAGGUUUUCGCCAAUUUGAGAAACGCACAAACAUUCGCGAUCGACAUCGGUCUGUCGUUGACGAAAAUUGCGUAUUAUUCAACAAUAAGUUAUCGCAAGGCACUUUAUGAGAAUGCAGGCUUGGGAAAUAGCGGAGAACGAGCGUACAAAGUAUUUGAGGGUAAUAGACUGCAUUUUGUUAAGUUUGAAACAAGAUAUAUCGAGAACUGCUUAGAUUUUGUCAAGGAGAAUUUAGUAGAUGUUGAGCGGUUUCAUGGCAAAAGUAUUAAAGUAACCGGAGGGGGAGCGUUUAAAUAUACUCCAUUGCUGCAAGAAAAAUUAGGAUUAUUAGUCGACAAGGAAGAUGAGAUUGAUUGCCUUAUAAAAGGCUGCAACUUUUUACUGAAAAAUAUACCCUGUGAAGCCUUCGAAUAUGAGCGACAUGCAAAUCCAGAGUAUAAUUUUCAAAAAGCCAGUCCUAAUAUAUUUCCAUAUCUGCUAGUUAAUAUUGGCAGUGGUGUCAGUAUUCUUAAAGUAGAGUCUGAUGAAGUAUUCGAAAGAGUUGGAGGUACAGCUACAGGAGGAGGUACAUUUUGGGGAUUAGGAUCUUUGCUCACAAAGAGAAAGGGCUUUGACGAAUUGCUGCAACUUGCAGAACGAGGAGAUCAUCGUAAUGUAGACAUAUUAGUGAAGGACAUUUAUGGAGGUGAUUAUUCCUCCCAAGGUUUACCUGGAGACCUUAUUGCAUCAUCUUUUGGCAAAGCAAUGUCAUGUGGACCGCCCAAAUUUUCCGAAGCUGAUCUUGCCAGGAGUUUAUUGUUUACUAUUAGCAAUGACAUUGGCCAAAUAGCUAGUCUAUAUGCUACAGUGUACAGUAUGGAUAAGGUUUAUUUUGGUGGUUAUUUCCUUCGUAACCAUCCACUAUCAAUGCAUACCGUCUCAUACUCCAUCAAAUAUUGGUCUCAUGGUAAGGUAAAGCCUCUCUUUCUUCGCCAUGAAGGUUACCUUGGCGCGAUUGGAGCGUUUUUGUACGGCACUGAACAAUCAGAUAAGUGCAGCUGGUUGGAAAACUAUGCUGGGUCAUCCGGUUUUAAGGAUUCUGUGUCAACUAACCUUGGAAUUAAAGUUGAUCAGUUGGAAAUUGAUCAAGCAGAGAAUGCUGUUACAUUCUGUCCUCUGUUGAAAGAUCCAGCAACUUAUAAUCCUGAUACUACAGACCUUGCUCAAGAUAAAGAGGCUAGAGAAUACUGGUUGCAGUGUUUUGAAGAAUCUGUAGAUAAAUUUGUAGCAAGAGCUAUUCAUAGUCAACCACACAGUCCAACGGCAAAAGACAGAGCGUCAAAGCUUAAAGAGAAAUAUAUCAACAGGUUACACUAUCUUCAUGCGCAGCCAUUUGCAUAUGGAACGCUUACCGUUAGAAUAUUACUGGAUACCAUUGAACAUUGUAUGAAGGAGUUCGACUUCCCGGAUCCAUAUUUACAUCAAAAGAAAAAAGAGAAUGAAGAAGCACUGAGACAUCUACAUAAUCGUAUUAUGGCUAUAGACAAGUUAGAAGGUGCAGAGAAGAUAAAAGCUUUAAUUUUAGGUGUACUCAGUGGCAAUAUAUUCGAUUGGGGUGCGAAAGACGUUGCGCAGCUAUUGGAAACUACUGACUUCGGCUUUGAAGAAGCUCAAGCAAAAAUUCCAGGUAGACCAUGGCUACAGGACAAUUUAGAUAGCUGGAUAUAUAGAUUACAAAACGGGCCAUCUCAUAAAUGUGCGGCCGUUUUCGUCGAUAACAGCGGCGUAGACAUAGUUCUCGGGAUCUUGCCAUUCGCGCGUGAUCUGUUACAACGAGGAACCAAAGUAAUAUUGUGUGCUAAUUCAAUGCCAGCUUUAAAUGAUGUGACGUAUCCCGAAUUGGUUGUUACACUACGAGACGCUGCGAAAAUUUGUGAUGUUAUCAAACAUGCUUUAGAAAAUAAUACACUUAUUGCCAUGGAAACCGCGCAAGCAGGUCCUUGCUUGGAUCUGAGUCGUCUGAGUUUGGAUCUGUGUCUUGCGAUGGUGAAACACAACGUGGAUCUUAUAGUCAUCGAAGGAAUGGGCAGGACUUUGCAUACGAAUCUUCAUGCCAAAAUGAAGUGCGAAUGUCUAAAAUUAGCGGUUAUUAAAAAUCGGUGGUUAGCUCUUCGCUUAGGUGGCGAUAUGUACGCUGUGAUAUGCAAAUACGAGGAACCAUCACCAAAAGCAAAUAUUAGCAAUAUUGAAAUAAAACCAGAAACAAUGAAAAAGGAUUGUUCGGCAGAAUGUAUAAGACAACAAGCAACAGAGCUUUGCAUACACGACGGUUCUAACUAAAUAAGCAGUAAAACAUUGAUAUAAGAU
Harpegnathos saltator (Jerdon's jumping ant) is the source of this 2677-nucleotide messenger RNA. RefSeq names its product pantothenate kinase 4. The coding region runs from base 269 to 2650 and encodes 793 amino acids. Gene Ontology annotation, cellular component: cytosol; nucleus. Lineage: Eukaryota; Metazoa; Arthropoda; Insecta; Hymenoptera; Formicidae. Gene Ontology annotation, molecular function: pantothenate kinase activity; ATP binding. The transcript has 14 exons. Gene Ontology annotation, biological process: coenzyme A biosynthetic process. The record is from RefSeq and is a predicted model, not a curated record.